AUGCAGGGGGAGGUGGAGCAACAGCAGCAGGCGCCGAUGCAGAUGGUGCUGCGGGUGAAGCACCCGUCGUCACUGUCCAGCGGCAGCGAGGAGGCGUCAGAGGGGGAGGGGUCGUCCAGGUCGGCGCUCUCCGUGUUCAAGGCCAAGGAGGAGCAGAUCGAGAGGAAGAAGAUGGAGGUCAGGGACAAGGUGUUCGCGCAGCUUGGCCGCGUCGAGGAGGAGUCCAAGCGCCUAGCAUUCAUACGACAGGAGCUGGAGGGGAUGGCCGAUCCUACCAGGAAGGAGGUGGAAUCAAUACAGCGGCGGAUCGACACCGUCAACCGCCAGCUCAAGCCUCUCAGCAAGAGCUGCGUCAAGAAGGAGAAAGAAUACAAGGAGAUUCUCGAGGCGUACAACGAGAAGAGCAAGGAGAAGGCCAUACUUGUCAACAGGCUAAUAGAGCUGGUGAGCGAAAGCGAGAGGAUGAGGAUGAAGAAGCUUGAAGAGCUCAACAAGACAGUCGAUUCACUCUAUUAG
Molecule: messenger RNA, 516 nt
Organism: Triticum turgidum subsp. durum (durum wheat)
Lineage: Eukaryota; Viridiplantae; Streptophyta; Magnoliopsida; Poales; Poaceae
Source: the annotation of a GenBank genome assembly